CUUAAAAUAAAGCAAAGCUGUAAAACCAGUAUGGGGGGUUGGACACAGUAGUAGUACAGAAGCAGCACACAGAAAAACACUUCCAUUGCAAUUCUGCAAACACCACUGCUAGUUUUUAUUUUUUAUUUUGUUUUUACUGGGAUAAACUAUAUAGGAAGGACCAUCAUUUUUAGCAUACCGUCCACAGGAUCCUAAUGAGCCAUUUACUAACCUCAUUCUGCCCCAGGCACUGCAAAUUUGUUUUGCCUUUUUGGAAAAAAUGGAGCAUCCAGCACUUGGCACUUUAUGGCUACCUAGCACAAAGAUCCCAAGGCCUCAGUUCCUGCCGGCACACCGGAUACCCCUCACUAACAGCCCCCAGUCCUUCCCUUGCAAAAUGAGCCAGUUCUCUGCGAUUCCUGUCUCCAGACAAGCCUCUAUGAGUGACUUCUGGCUGGAGGUGGAACACAUCAAACAGUCACGGAGGUCGGAUGUGGACGAAUGCAACUCCUCAGAUUCGGGAAUCACUGAAGAUGGUGAGGCAGAAGCAGCAUGGCUGCAGGAUACUGGUCUCUCCACUCUUAUUGGUGACCAGUCCCCCCUGGAGACUAACAUCAUAAUAUCCACCUUGACUCAAACUCAGGCUGCGGCAGUCCGGCGUCGACUGGACACCUACAGCUACUCCCUUCGGGAACGCUGGAAACAGCCGACCAGGGAUGUCAGGGAUGUGUUCAUUGCAAAGGGCUCAGCGGAUGGCUUCUUUAGGAAGAAUGGGAAAGUGCAUACGUCUGAUCCAAAACAAGCUCUUGGAAGGGUCUUGACAUUGCCGUACAAAGGGUCAGAGAGCCAGCACCGAGUUCCCGGGGGUGCUAAUAUUUUUGAUACUGAUGUGGCAUAUUCAGAGCAGGCAGCUACAAUGCAAAAAGAGGAGCAAGCCAGAGUACAGGAUACAGGAACGUUACCCAAAUUCCAGCUCCAUAAAGGGAGACUAGGAACGACAUGUGUGUCAGACCUCAACCCCUCUGAUAUGAAGCAAGUACCUGCUUUGGCCCUCAUUGAGUUGACAGCUCUGUGUGACAUCUUGGACUUAGAACUGAAGAGGAACAAGGCACAAAAGCGCAAGUCUGCUGAGAGUCACCUGUUUGGAGUAACACUUCCCAGCCUCUUGAUUAAGGACCAGAAGUUGGUGCCUGACACAAAGGUCCCACUCAUCCUUCAAGAGAUCUUUGCAUGCAUAGAGAAGAAUGGUAUAGAAGUUGAGGGGAUUCUGAGGAUCUCAGGCUCACAAGCUCGGAUCAAGAAUCUACAGCAGCGGCUGGAUAAAGAUUUCUAUGACGGCCUCUUCUCUUGGGAUGAUGUCCAUCCUCACGAUGCCUCUGGACUCCUCAAAGUGUUUUUGCGAGAUCUGCCAGCCCCUUUACUCACUACCCAGUACCUCCCAGCAUUCACAGCAGUGCAGAACAUUCCAGACCUGAAGCAGAGACUCCAAGCACUAAACCUACUCAUCCUCAUCCUGCCAGAGCCAAACCGCUCUACUUUAAAGGCACUCCUGGAAUUCCUACAGAAAGUGGCUGCAAGGGAGAAAACAAAUCUCAUGUCUCUCUGGAAUGUUUCCACCAUUUUGGCACCCAACUUAUUUCUGUAUCACGGAGGGAAGAAUCUUAACAGAGGGGAGAAGCAAAUCGCGGAGGGGACGGCAGCUUUGGUGAUGGCUAUGGUGCAUUACCAAGACCUUCUGUGGACAGUUCCCACUUUCUUAGUGUCCCAAGUGCGCAAGCUGAAUGAAAGCGGUACUAAGAAGCAUGCCUUCCGUGAUCGCAGACUGAGGAAUUUCCUACGUAAAAUCCACACUGAUAAGGAGAGAUCGGAGAAGAAACAAACUGAGCUUUGUAAGCAGGUGAAGAUCCAAUCAUCCCUUUGGCUGAAAGAGACCAUGGCUGUACGGGUGGAUGGAGGGACCCAAGCAUCAGAUGUCUUUGAGCAGCUAAAAAAGUUGGGACAGAGGAGCUGGGACAUGGCCAGCACUGUGUGUUUCCUUAGAAGCUCCUCUGAGUACCCGAACCUGGCACUGUUUGAAGUAGGAGGGAAUCUCUGCGAACGCCGCCUGGAUCCUGACACCUACUUAAUGGACCUGUACAAUGCAAACCCUAAUGCUGAAUGGGUGAUAAAGUCUAGUAGUUAAUCACUGCCUUCAAACAGGACAGUAUGAUUGGUUGCCGCUGAGCUUGCCAGUACUCCCCCAAAUAAAGUUGGAUUUAAUAGACUAUCCAAACCUGGACUGACUGUGGCUGGAUCCUAGGCUAUGUUUUUGCCAUGAAGCUGGGGGGAUAUAAAUGCAUUCAAAUAAGCCUGAGAUUAACAUGGACUGCUCCUCUGGCAUCACUAUUGGCCUCAUACCUGGGACGAUUGUUGCACUUUUUGUUGGACCUCACUAAGGAUCAUGGGUCAAGGGAACACGUCCCUGUACCUGGCUUAGUUGUAAGAAGCACUUUGAUUAUAUAUAGGUUUCCUAUGCUGGAAUUUAAUGAAAACAUUCCCUGGCGUUGCCAAAAGAGGGCAUAAGAGUACCCACCAACCAGGCUUGAAAACCCUGGCUAAUAUACUUCUGCUGCUCUGCAGAUAUGAAAUGCAUCCAAAAAACAAGAAAAAGGUUGUUGUCGUUUUUUUUUUUUUUUUCGUUUAAAAAAAGAAAAGUGUUUUAUGAUUUAUUUAAAAUAUUCAUAAUAAAACCCUAAAAACCCUAAAAGAUACAUAAGGCAUAAAACAAUGACUUUAUUUUUGGUUUAUCUGUUUUUUUAUGUCUUUAACUAUGAACAAUUUUGCAAUUAUUAAAG
Messenger RNA from Xenopus laevis (African clawed frog), 2813 nucleotides. RefSeq names its product Rho GTPase activating protein 40 L homeolog (gene arhgap40.L). Bases 260 to 2161 code for a protein of 633 amino acids. The record is from RefSeq and is a predicted model, not a curated record. The transcript has 15 exons. Gene Ontology annotation, biological process: regulation of small GTPase mediated signal transduction; signal transduction; regulation of actin filament polymerization. Gene Ontology annotation, molecular function: GTPase activator activity. Lineage: Eukaryota; Metazoa; Chordata; Amphibia; Anura; Pipidae. Gene Ontology annotation, cellular component: cytoplasm.